Messenger RNA from Trematosphaeria pertusa, 2166 nucleotides. Its product is annotated as tryptophan synthase-like protein. NCBI's taxonomy places the organism in Eukaryota, Fungi, Ascomycota, Dothideomycetes, Pleosporales, Trematosphaeriaceae. Gene Ontology annotation, cellular component: cytoplasm. The transcript has 5 exons. Gene Ontology annotation, molecular function: tryptophan synthase activity. Gene Ontology annotation, biological process: L-tryptophan biosynthetic process. The record is from RefSeq and is a predicted model, not a curated record. The coding region runs from base 1 to 2166 and encodes 721 amino acids.
AUGGACGCCAUCAAGAAGACUUUCGCGCAAUGCAAGAAGGAGGGCAGGUCUGCUCUUGUCACGUAUGUGACGGCGGGAUACCCAACUCCACAGGAUACGCCCGACAUCAUGCUCGGAAUGGAGGCCGGUGGCGCAGACCUCAUCGAGCUCGGAAUGCCCUUCACCGACCCAAUCGCGGACGGCCCAACUAUUCAAAAGUCCAACACUCAAGCCCUCAAGAAUGGAGUCACAACCGAAGGAUGCCUUCAGAUGGUUCGAGAUGCGAGGAAGCGCGGCCUCAAAGCGCCGAUUCUCCUCAUGGGAUACUAUAACCCUCUGCUGAGCUACGGCGAGGAGCGCAUGCUGCAGGAUGCAAAGGAGGCGGGUGCCAAUGGCUUUAUCAUGGUUGAUUUGCCUCCGGAGGAAGCUCUGCGCUUCAGGAACUUUUGUGCCAGCUAUGGGCUUUCAUAUGUUCCUUUGAUUGCUCCGGCAACCUCGGACCAUCGCAUGCGUGUCCUUUGCAAGAUAGCCGAUUCCUUCAUCUACGUCGUCUCCCGCAUGGGCGUUACUGGCGCGACCGGAACUUUGAACGCUGCCCUCCCGCAAUUGCUCGAACGUGUCCACAAAUACUCCGGGAACAUACCCGCUGCGGUUGGAUUUGGAGUCAGCACCCGAGACCAUUUUCUGAGUGUUGGUAAGAUUGCGGAAGGUGUGGUCAUUGGAAGUCAGAUCGUCAACGUUUUGGCCGAUGCUGCACCUGGAAAGGGAGCAAAGGCCGUCGAAGAGUACUGCGACAUGAUCUGCGGAAAGACCAGCCGGGCAUCAACUAUUAGGGAGGUUGGCAUCGUUGAGACAAUGGCUGCGGUCAAAGAGCCCAACGGUGUUUCGGUGGACAGGGUUGUCACCGAUGCUGAUGUGCCUAACGGACCCGGCCUCGCUGAUCAGAUCGAAGCGCUCAACACGGAUGGCUUUAGCGAUGAACAUGCGCUUCCACCCCGAUUCGGCGAAUUUGGAGGCCAGUACGUCCCCGAAUCACUCAUGGAUUGCCUGGCCGAGUUAGAGAAGGGGUUCAACGAAGCAAACGAAGACCCGAAGUUUUGGGAAGAGUAUCGAUCUUACUACGACUACAUGGGGCGGCCUGGUCAUUUACAUCUUGCCGAGCGCCUCACCGAGCACGCCGGGGGCGCGAACAUCUGGCUGAAGCGGGAGGACCUCAAUCAUACCGGAAGUCACAAGAUCAACAACGCCCUAGGUCAGAUCCUCAUCGCGCGCAGGCUUGGAAAGACCGAGAUCAUUGCCGAGACUGGUGCUGGACAGCACGGCGUCGCAACUGCUACUGUCUGUGCUAAGUUUGGUAUGAAGUGUACCAUCUAUAUGGGAGCAGAAGACGUGAGGCGCCAAGCUCUGAAUGUCUUCCGCAUCAAGCUCCUCGGCGCCCAGGUCAUCGCUGUCGAGGUCGGCUCUCAGACUCUCCGAGACGCAGUUAACGAAGCUCUGCGUGCCUGGGUGGUCAAUCUCUCAACCACCCACUACAUCAUCGGUUCGGCGAUUGGGCCCCACCCCUUCCCGACCAUCGUCCGCACAUUCCAGUCCGUCAUCGGUAGCGAGACAAAGCAGCAGAUGAUGGAGAAGCGGGGAAAGCUUCCAGACGCGGUUGUUGCCUGCGUUGGAGGUGGCAGCAAUGCGGUUGGCAUGUUCUACCCCUUUGCGAACGAUCCGUCGGUCAAGCUCCUCGGUGUCGAAGCUGGUGGCGAUGGCCUGGAUACCAACCGCCACAGUGCUACCUUGACUGGCGGCACCAAGGGCGUCCUCCACGGUGUCCGCACUUAUGUUCUCCAAAACAAGCACGGGCAGAUCAGCGACACUCACUCCGUCUCGGCGGGUCUCGACUACCCCGGUGUUGGUCCCGAACUCGCCUCCUGGAAGGACAGCCAGCGAGCCAAGUUCAUCGCGGCGACAGAUGCGGAGGCUUUCAUUGGCUUCCGCCUCAUCUCCCAGCUUGAGGGCAUCAUCCCGGCGCUUGAGACUGCGCACGCUGUGUACGGGGCGCUUGAGCUUGCGAAGACGAUGAACAAGGACCAGGACAUUGUCAUCUGUCUUUCCGGCAGAGGCGACAAGGACGUGCAGAGCGUGGCUGAUGAACUGCCCAAGCUGGGUCCGAAGAUUGGGUGGGACCUGCGGUUCUGA